AUGUUAUUUGGAAGAUGGAGCUUCAAAGGGUGCCUGGCUGAACCGAUCAAGUAUUAUUUUUGCCGGAGGUGAUAAGUGGUCAGUGGAUCCUCGAGUUUCAAUUUCAACAUUGAAUAAAAGAGAUUACAGUCUCCAGAUACAGAAUGUAGAUGUGACAGAUGACGGCCCAUACACGUGUUCUGUUCAGACCCAACAUACACCGAGAACAAUGCAGGUGCAUCUAACUGUGCAAGUACCUCAUAAAUAUUAUGACAUCUCAAGUGAUAUGACCAUCAAUGGAACCAAUGUCACCCUUACGUGUUUGGCCACUGGGAACCAGAGCCUUCCAUUUCCGCGGCAUAUCUCCCCAUCAGCAAAACCAUUUGAAAAUGGACAAUAUUUGGACAUUUAUGGAAUUACAAGGGACCAGGCUGGGGAAUAUGAAUGCAGUGCCGAAAAUGAUGUGUCGUUCCCAGAUGUGAAGAAAGUAAAAGUUGUCGUGAACUUUGCUCCUACAAUUCAGGAAAUUAAAUCUGGCACUGUGACCCCCGGACGCAGUGGACUGAUCAGAUGUGAAGGUGCAGGUGUGCCGCCUCCAGCCUUUGAAUGGUACAAAGGAGAGAAGAAGCUCUUCAAUGGCCAACAAGGAAUUAUUAUUCAAAAUUUUAUCACAAGAUCUAUUCUCACUGUUACUAAUGUGACACAGGAGCACUUUGGCAACUAUACUUGUGUGGCUGCCAACAAGCUAGGCACGACCAAUGCAAGCCUGCCUCUUAACC
Molecule: messenger RNA, 758 nt
Organism: Castor canadensis (American beaver)
Lineage: Eukaryota; Metazoa; Chordata; Mammalia; Rodentia; Castoridae
Source: RefSeq, a predicted model, not a curated record